Molecule: messenger RNA, 312 nt
Organism: Ogataea philodendri
Lineage: Eukaryota; Fungi; Ascomycota; Pichiomycetes; Pichiales; Pichiaceae
Exons: 1
Coding region: 1-312 (103 amino acids)
Source: RefSeq, a predicted model, not a curated record
AUGAUCGACUCGAAUCUGAUCACCGAGAAUAAACGUGACGAGACGGCGGCAAACGAGAUGGACACAAAAAUCAAAGUCAACAACAAGAGCUUGGUCAACUUGAGUAUCGAUGGGUCUACCCGUAAGUAUCCCUCAUUAUCUAUAAGUGAAGCCAUUUUGGGUUUUAUUUUGAUCGACAAACAAAUGAAAUAUGUUCAAUCUAACCAGAUAUCGUCUUUUCUGCUUGAUAUCCAAUCAAUCUUUAUCAAUUGUCGCAAGUUUCCCAAAUGCUUUGUACGUGUUAAAAAAUUGAAUGAAAUUUCCAAUAAAUAA